Messenger RNA from Lasiosphaeria miniovina, 1501 nucleotides. RefSeq lists its product as uncharacterized. The record is from RefSeq and is a predicted model, not a curated record. Bases 190 to 1359 code for a protein of 389 amino acids. Lineage: Eukaryota; Fungi; Ascomycota; Sordariomycetes; Sordariales; Lasiosphaeriaceae. The transcript is spliced from 4 exons.
GGCUUGGAUGAGAUUGGCAGCUUAGCCUCAUGUCUCGGAAGUCGUUCUUGGGCGGUUUGAAUCAUUCCAUCUGAUGGAGCCGCCGGAAUUGGCAGACACCAGGAGCCAGUUCCGGAGUACCAUGGUGCUCAAAAAUCUGGUGAAGGAAAGGAAGGUGACGGGACAGGAAGAAUUGAAAAGUACCGGUAUAUGAUGCAACUACGGACACAGGGCUUGUUCUCGGCCAUCGUGAGGUCGUGUGUCUUCAGGCACUACAUGAUUCGUUAUGCGCGGGAAAAAGAAACACAAGAGCGUGAAGAAAAAAGGGAGCCACCGGCAAUGACCGUCGAGACUUCGCCAAUUGGUCCAACAGCUGACAUGGAACAAGAACGCAGAAGGCAGGCCCAUACGGAUAUCAAAAUAAGUGCACUCAAUGACCGAACACAAGAAGUCCAGUCAUCAGGCCUCCUAACGAUCAACCACCACCGCUUUCACGACGUGGUGGGCGAUGGAGGAUCUUUUUCCAUGGGAACAGCAACGUGGAAAGCACCCAUUUCCCCCUCUGAGGCUGGGCACGGUGACUACCCUCGCCCACCGCGGGCUGAAGUUGUGGAUGGUGUCAAGAGUGGCGAGUGUCCAAUUUGCAAGCAAAGGAUCCCGGAAUCGGAGCUGGAGCACGACAGUUGGAAACGCCACGUCGACAAAGACAUACUGCCAUUCGUCUGCGUUUUGGAUACAUUGUCGGAUGCAAAGAUUUUGGCCACGAUUUGCUGCUUCACAACACCCCAGCCCCGAGACAUCUGCCCCAUCUGCGCCAAAACCCACUUGGAACCUACUUCACUCGGCCAAGACGACAGACCACGAAACUCGAAAGCCGCGGACACUGCCCCGGACUCCUCGACCAAGAUGGUACGAUUUGCAGAGGGUACGCUUGAGAAACCCAGCCGCCACACAAACCUGAGUUCAGUCGAAAAGUGUGUUGCGCAGCACUUAAAGGCCCUAGCACUAUACUUCCUGAACCGUCUUCUUGGCGACACUGAGCUGGAAGUUGAUGGCCCGGGCAGCCACGUCGUGGAUGCAUGCGUUUCACGAUCCGACUUCAACGACUCAAAUUCGGAAGACGUCGUUGACAACGUACUAGACAUUCCGGCCUCUUCGACAGCCGACACCAGUGGCGGUGGAAACCCAGCUGGCGUCGACAAAUCCGUGCGUGACACUUAUUCAGAACCAGACUCGGUCCUAGAUGCCGAAGAAGAGGCAUCAGAAAGCCCCCGAGAAUUAUGGGCAGGACUCAGAGACCCUGCACCAGAUCCGGAAUUGGACUCCAAAUUAAAGCCAUUCGUGCCUAAGGCUUAUUAUUACAAACCACUCGACUGUUAGGGUCGUCUGUCUGUAAGGGAGCACGGGCUCCACAGGAUGCUGGGGUUGGUAAUUAUGAAGAUAGAACAAAGGGCAAGCUCCUAUCGCACGGGUAAUACAGUCAAAUUGGAAUGUGUCACAAUAUUGGGAUUAGUGAGGAAGA